AUGGCAAAGAUAAGAUCACAAAUUGUUUUGUCGCAAUACGGAGUCGCUGGAGAACCAUGUAGCGGCGUUGUAUUUAUGACGGUUUUGGCUCCGUCUUUCGUCCAACGCAUUUUUGUCGAACUGAAACAAGACGACGUGAAGAAGACGUGCGACGAGAGAAACACUUUUCGCCACGAGAACGACCCAGAACUUCUUACAGGCGGUACUAAGACACAAAACACUUUGAUCAACACUUUUGAGUGCAGCGGAUUUGUGCCAAAUGUCAAGACUGAGUACGCUUUUGGCACUUACUCGUUCUCUUUCAUGUUUACUCUCCCUCCUUCCUUCCCACCGUCUUUAAUUGUCCCCAACAAACCAUUCAAAUCGACGUAUUCUCUUCACCCCAUUGUGUACGAAUCUGAUGGAAAUCGGUUUGAAGGAACUUCAUGUGAUUUUCCAGUGCUAUACAAUUACGACGUACCAGAACAAGUUCCCGUCGUUGUGAGUAAAAUGUUGGGGAAGAUGGUGGUGACUGUGGCACAGAAUCAGAUGGGGUAUUUACAAGGAGAUGAUAUGGAUGUGACCUUGUCGAUUCUUCCAAACAAUUCUAAUGUGAAGGAAGUAACCAUUGCGCUUGUGGGAGUGUAUAAUGAAGGGAGUAGUUGCAUUAAAACGGUCUACAAUCAAGCAAAUCUCAAAAUUGAUCCGAUCAACCCGACUAUAGGGCAGUCCAUUAUGUUUCCGAUAUCAUACACAACAAACCCAUCGUUCAUCACAUUCACACAGAAUUAUCGACACUUUAUAUCAGUCAAAUGUAUCAUUCAAGGAAUCUUAAAUUCAACUGCAGAAACGUGUUUCCCAGUGAAGAUCAUAGCGAGAAAACCACAUCAAGAGAUGAUAGACGUCUACGCCAAUUACUUGGGAGUCAAGAUUUGUCCAAACGAAGUCCCGACAUUCUGUGACGGUCGAAUGGAACUGCCCCCACAAUACCCAACAACUAUUAAAGAUGGCGUGGAGAAGGUGCAGACCCUCGACGGAAGAGUGUUGUACUUAAACCAUAUGAAUCGAACAGUAAGUAAUGUUGAAAAUGGAGAACCAUUGAUUGAUACAGUAUAUCCACUCUGGAAGAGUGUGUUAUUACCCCCUGGUAUCACUUUUGGUAAACACAAAAACAAAGAGUGUGUGUUCGACCAUAUCAAUAAGAAGGUGAUUUGGAAUAGUAUGUUUGAUAUCACUCCACAAGCGCUAUUGAGUGAUAUCACCAACCCAUGUGUAUCUAUUUUUGUAUUAGAAGCGGCAGGUCUCAAGUGCAGAAAUGCAAGUUCCCCACCAGCAGUUUAUGCUGCAGUGGUGGGUGGUGAUGGUAAAAUGACCAAAUCAAAAGAAAUCAAAUCAACAGAGCCGAUAUUCCAGAACGUCGAGUUUAAUGUGGUUCCAGAAAAGAAUCGGAGAAAUGUUGUUGUCUAUUUGUAUGACAAACGAAGUUUGUUGAGCGACGAAUUAAUAGGAUCUGUCGAUAUCGACUUAUCAAAAUUGCCAUUCCCAUCGUUCAUUGAGAGUUGGUUUGAGAUCACUAACUCCCCGUUUGGCGAUGAAGCGUUCACUGGUAAAGUCAAAUUGAAAAUUGGGUACGACAGAUAUCCACACCGUAUCACAGACGAUUGCAAGACAAUCGUCGAGUUCAAUUCAGCGUGUUUCAUCCCAUAUUACCCACCAACAGAAAAUAUGGUAAAACAAGCUGAAAUGCAAAUGGCAUAUCACAAAAAGAACUUGACAGAGCCCUACAUUAUCAGUAGUAAUGGCACUGUCGUUAACACUACUUUUGACCUUUCUAGAGUAAUUAACUGA
This is a messenger RNA of Entamoeba invadens IP1, 1827 nucleotides long. RefSeq lists its product as hypothetical. Bases 1 to 1827 code for a protein of 608 amino acids. The record is from RefSeq and is a predicted model, not a curated record. The transcript has a single exon. NCBI's taxonomy places the organism in Eukaryota, Evosea, Mastigamoebida, Endamoebidae.